AUGGAAACCUCUGUUUGUGAUUAAUUACCUUCUACUCCUCCUAAGUUGGCAGAAAAAUACUCCGAAUACGAUGAUAAUAACAGCGAAAGACACUACAGGUGCUCCCCUUUGGUUUUGAAGGCAUCUUCUCAUCUUAGUAUGUGCCAUUUAAAACACCUUCCUCAUAUAAACGCUAAAGCUAAUCUAGCAGAAGAAAACCUAUAUAAUAUAUGCAAGAAUAUUGACUGCGAAUUUUAAUCUAGUUUUACUUUAGAUGACAUUAAUGAAAAAAUUUCUACAACUCAUAAUACUCCUACCGAUGAAACCUACGCAAAAUUUACAUCCUCAAAUAAUCCAAAUACCAUAUUGGGUAGUUCAGAUUUUCCAAACGAAAUAAACAAUGUUUUGAAUAAUGCUCAAAGCGUUUAUAAUUCAGAAGAUAACACAACUGAGAGUUUGACAAACAUCAGCACAGGAGUGUGUUGCAAAGAAAACGGAGCAAUCUUCUGCUGUGAGGAAUUCGAAAAUCGUAUUUUUAAUUGGAUAGAAGAGAACAUUCCUAAGAUGUCUAAGCCUGAAGAGAAGAUGGAAUUGUAUUUUGAAAAGAGACGCAAUACUUUGCUAAUCAAUAGUUUGCCAAUGUAGCUUAGAAUGCAAGAGAGUAUUUAACAAAAUGAAAUACCCACUAUGGAAUUUUCUUAAGCUUCUUCUACUUCUUCUAUUCCUCCUCCAAACGGCCUUAACUAAAAUGAUUUAUUGAGUAAAAUUUCAUCCAUAUCUUCCUCUCAAGAGAGCCAGAGCAUGAAAAUUAUAGAGGGUGUGGAAAAAUUCGGCUCAAGUCUUUUUAAAAGAAGAUAAAGCUAAGUUAUGCAACCAAGUACUGGCAAUCGUUUGACAUAAAAUAAAAGGCUAUCAAUAAUGACAGUAACUCUACCAUUCAACAAAAUUGACGAAAAGAAUUGA
Messenger RNA from Tetrahymena thermophila SB210, 942 nucleotides. RefSeq lists its product as hypothetical. The transcript has a single exon. The record is from RefSeq and is a predicted model, not a curated record. NCBI's taxonomy places the organism in Eukaryota, Ciliophora, Oligohymenophorea, Hymenostomatida, Tetrahymenidae.